AUGUCAGCAGAUCUUUUCGCAGAAUUCGGGGCCGACCCUCCUUUGAACCAACAGCAGUCGCAGCCCAUCAAUACGCGGAAGACUAUACCUGUUGCAUCAGAUUUCAGCUUCUUCAAUGACCUGGCCAACACACCAAUUUCAGCAACACCGUCACAGCAACCUCCGCCUAUACGCAACAAUCAAAAUUUUGGUUCGACCUCCGUUCAAGCAUCCACAGUUGAAGACAAUGACGACUGGGGUGACUUUGAGGGCGGCACAUCCACCGAACCCGCUCCUGCCGCCAAGCAAGAUCCGUUCGCCUUCACGUCGCCUCCAGUCUCCCAACCACCAUCGAACGCAUGGAACAUUACGUCAACCACCAAUGACCCUUUCGCAUUUACAUCGCAACCAUCCUCCCAACCGGUGGAGCAAACAUGGCAGCGAGCACCCAUUGUAAAGGCUAAGAAAUCAGCCGACCCAAGCGUACUGUUCGAUGCAGAAGAUGAUUUUGAUGAUGACGACGACUUUGGUGAUUUUGAAGGCAAACAGGAAGGUAAAGCGCUCACUGCAGCACAUGUUGCAUCGUCUUCACCACUCGUGGAUUUGUUAGGUGAUAUGAGCAUAUCACAGUCUCAACCACCCGUCCCGAGGAGUGGAAAUACUGCCGGCGCAAGUCGAGUUUUGGAGGGCCAAAUGACCACGAGCAAGAAGCUUAAGGCCGGAUUUGGUGCUGCUACUAAACCGAAACGGCCAGUCCCAACACCUCCACCAGCAGCAGAGAAAGAAGAUGAUGGAUGGGAUGAAUUCGAUGAUUGGGAGGCUUCUAUCUCUACUAAAGCACCGAGCAGAAACGAGACUAUGCAGUCGACUGAAAACGUUGAAUCAGCCACUACACCAGCUCCGAUACUUUCUCCUACAGCACCAGACCCGAAGCCCGGUGAAUUACCUCCUACAAACGUGCCGCCGCCAGGUGUGUUGCUAUCACUUUUCCCUUCUCUAUUUGCGGAGGCACAGGAGAAGUUAUUCAAGCCCAUGGCAGCGCAACCCCUACCCAUGAGGAACAAGUUGCUCGCCGAGCCCGCGACAAUCGCCUACCUCCAAGGCUACCUCGCCCUUGGGAAUGUUGCGGCACACAUCAUAGCUGGUCGGAAACUGCGCUGGAAGCGAGACCAGCACCUGUCCCAAGGCAUGCGGAUAGGCCCCGCGUCAUCACGAGCAACUUCCGGGAUGAAGUUGACGGGCAUUGAUAAGGGUGAGAACAUGAAAGAAGAGCGGGAGGUCUCAGACGUGGUCAGAAGCUGGAAAGAGCAGGUUGGGCGACUACGACAUGUCGUAUCUGGAGCAAAUCAAAUCAAAGCUGGUACUCUGGACCGUGGGCCAGACUUGCAAGAGACGAUGCCGGUAAAGAUGUUGAAGCAGUCUGAAGGUGGUAUACCGGCGCGGCAGCCUUACGACAGCUUUGGCGAGUGGUGGAUAGACCAGGUCAACAUGCAUCGAGCUGACAUCCUCACCCCGCCAGGCUCUCUACCAGAAGAAGCACCCUUCAACUCCUUCGCACAGUCACAGCACCUCUCCGAAUAUGCCCCGCUGGUCAAGACGAAAAGCACCUCGAGCCUGCUGAACUGGCGAACCGGGCCGCCGCCACCCAUCGAUACGGCUAAGCGCCUGAGCAUCGAUGCAGGGCAACUCGACCGCAUGGCAAGGUCGCCCAUUGUGCCCGAGCAUGAACACGGUCUAGGAUCCUCAGGCCUUCGUCGCAUCCGUCAGCAGCCAGGCCCAAGACAGCUGCAGACGACCCAACGAGCCGCUUCGUUGAACAUCGCCACGCCACCAGUAUCGAGACAUCCUUCUGAAUCUGCGCCCACAGCCCCCGGGUCACCGACCUUCGCCUUUGGUGAGGAUCUCACUCGCUUUCCCUCUGAGUCUCUACACUCGUUCUCCUUUGCGACACAAUCAGAAGAGUUCAUACACAAUCGCCAGAAUGUGCUGAAGCGGUCCAUCGAGUUUAUGCGGGACAGGCUGGGCUGGGCCGCGACAAACCCUGGAAUAGCAAACGCCCAGGCAAAACUCAGCGGCGAUCAGGAAGUGCAGAGCAUGAUGGAGCUGCUUACACGGGCAAACCUAAUAGGUCAAGACGGUACAGGAGCUCAUGGACUGGGAGCUCUAGGCCCUGUGACAGGGCCUGCGGACAUGUCUGGUGAGAACCCAUUUGAGAAAGGUUUCACAGUCGAUCGAUCAGCCAGCCCCGAGAACAUGCUUCAAGCUGCGAGACCACCAGUACACAGGGUAACUACGACCGAUAAUGCCGAUACCAGCAGUACAUCAGACUCUCGGGAAGGGAGAAGCUCAUCAAGUACCGACUUCACCUCCGACGCUUCGAGCACACGCGCAGCAGCAGUUUCUCCACCUCCACCGGCCUCGCAACCUGCACGUCCCCAACGAGCUGCACUGAAACGAACCCUUACCGACGUCGUGCCUCUUACAAUCCAAAGCCAACUCCACGAUGCAUUGGCGCAACCAUAUCGGGUGGGAGACCAAGAGAAAAUCAGCGACCUCGUAUCUCCUAGCACUAUACCAACUCUGCCGCCAAGUUUCAGCAAUGCACCAGGGCCUCAUUCUGCGGGAUCAGCGCCGCAUGGACACGGAAGCCGACACGCUCCAGCAGCACAAGCCAUAUUCACCACCGAGACAGACACGCCAUGGACCAUCACAUCCGCAAAUGACUUGGCAUGCCUUGUGUUUGGUGUAACGAGGGCUGAGGUGCGCAAGUUGGGCAUACUUGAAGUUGUACGAGAGGACCGUAGGAAGUGGCUCGAAAGCAAGCUCAGGGAUCCCGAAGUUGGCUCGAAGAACGCACUGUCCGGAGCGUCUCCUGCUACUAACAACCUGAAAGUCGGCAGUGGUGUCACAGCACGGUUAUUGAGUAAGGCGCCAUCACGAGUGAUCGCCGCGAGAAAGGCACAGACGGACGAUGGUAGUGGUUCAUCGUACUACAAUGCGAAGAAGACGGGCAAGCUGAACCACGAACACAAGGGCUCACGAGGCGUCUUACUUUGUGGAGACGUCAUACCGAUACAGAAGCGCAAUGGCUCGACUGGAUCUGCCAGCUUGUGGGUCAAAGAGAAGCGGGGUAGUCUCAUCUGGGUGCUUGAGGAGAUCGCGGAAGAUGUCGUAUAUAUCACAGUCGACGAUGUAGGCUGCGUAUCCAAGGGCUGGGGCGCAACAGAAGCUGUCUUCGGAAGCGAUCGGUUACGGAGAGGAAUGGAUCUCAAGCGACUCAUACCAGGCAUACCACGACUUCGAGGAACAAACACUGGGGCGCUAGACUAUGAGUCGAUCGACGAGUUUCGCAGCUACACGGCUCGAACUUCAAACAGCAUCAACAUACCAGUGACCGUGGAAGCGAUGCCUGGCGAACCCACUUUCCGCGUCUCUAGUUUCCCACAUAUCGCGGGUAUCAUCGUUUUAUCAUCCGACGACCUCAAAAUCACAAGCUCCAAUUCUGUCUUUUCAUCAGCUCUGUUCGGACAGCCACGGCCCGAAGGUAUUCACGUGAGCAAGCUCAUACCCGCAUUCGACAGGAUACUGCACGUCAUGACCGAUGAAGACAAGAUUGAGUUGGUCGACGGAAUAGUCAUCCCCGAACACAGCUUCCGCCGUGCCCGUGCCCUGCUCGCCAUGCGAGAGGGUAGCGCAGAUGCGGCAGCGAUCUUCCUGCGACCAAGUGGACUGCCAGCACUACAUCGCGACGGCUCGGAAAUCAUGGUCGACGUGCAGAUGCGAGUGGUCAAGAGCGAAAAGUCUCCCCGAUUCGAUGAGAAUGUCAUUGAAGAGGAGGAUGGGUCACCCAAACCUACCACGGGUCCAGAGCUGGUCUACGCCUUGUGGAUAACAUACUCCAGGCAGCUGCAUGCUGCAAACCAUGGUAUUGGUCCCGUGACUCCUCUCAUGUCACGACCACCCUCACCGCGCCAACCUGAACCAGGCCAGUCAAAUUUUUCUGUGCCGCAAGAACCCGAAUCGCAUCAAUCACAAGGAACGCCGCCUGCAGUGUCGCUCCUCACCCAGCAAAUUCAAGAAGCUAUGCGACCUAACACUCCGCAACAAAUUCAGACAAAAGAUAUGGCUCCAUCACGGGUUCCUGUGCAGGAAGAGCCAUCCAAAAAGAAGACUAUCAACGAUUUUGUAGUUCUAGAGGAUAUGGGCCAAGGCGCGUAUGGGCAAGUUAAGCUCUGUCGGUACAAGAAGGUCAGUAGCAAGAAGGUUGUGAUCAAGUACGUUACGAAGCGGCGGAUUUUAGUUGAUACAUGGACGCGAGACCGAAGGCUAGGAACUGUGCCGCUCGAGAUUCACGUACUAGACUACCUCCGACGUGACGGGUUCAAGCAUCCCAAUAUUGUAGAGAUGGCCGAUUUCUUCGAGGAUGAUAUCAACUAUUACAUCGAGAUGGUACCACACGGUCUACCGGGCAUGGAUCUUUUCGACUAUAUCGAGCUGCGAGUCAACAUGGAAGAGAAGGAGUGCCGUAAGAUCUUCGUACAAGUGGCAGAAGCGGUACAUCAUCUGCAUACCAAGGCGAAGGUCGUACAUCGAGAUAUCAAGGACGAAAACGUCGUCCUCGAUGGUGAAGGCAACAUCAAGCUCAUCGACUUUGGAAGCGCAGCGUACAUCAAGAGCGGGCCGUUUGACGUCUUUGUCGGCACUAUUGACUACGCCGCCCCCGAAGUCCUAGCCGGAAAAGCUUACCGCGGUAAAGAACAAGACGUAUGGGCGCUCGGUAUCCUCCUUUACACCAUCAUCUACAAGGAAAACCCAUUCUACUCCAUCGACGAAAUCAUGGACCACGAUUUACGCGUACCGUGGGUCAUGUCGGAAGAGAGCAUCGACCUCGUGCGACUGAUGUUAGAUCGAGACGUGGAGAAGAGGAUUACGAUCAGCAUGGUACUGGAGCAUCCUUGGUGUAAGGGUGCUGGUGCUGGCAGUGGGGUCGUCGGGGAAGCUGCCUAA
This is a messenger RNA of Alternaria atra, 4986 nucleotides long. RefSeq lists its product as uncharacterized. The record is from RefSeq and is a predicted model, not a curated record. The transcript is spliced from 5 exons. NCBI's taxonomy places the organism in Eukaryota, Fungi, Ascomycota, Dothideomycetes, Pleosporales, Pleosporaceae. Gene Ontology annotation, biological process: protein phosphorylation. Gene Ontology annotation, molecular function: protein kinase activity; ATP binding. The coding region runs from base 1 to 4986 and encodes 1661 amino acids.